AGAGGCCGGCGACACCUACCUACUGUAUUACCAAUCCAAAUGAUUGUUGAUGUUGACGUCAAUGAUGCAAUUCACGAUGGACUUACAGCUGUUAAAUCCAGAGAACCGAAAGCCGAAAAACAAACACAAGAAUUCAAUACCGCAAUCAGUGAAGUGACAAAGAUUUUGCCCAUGCAGUUCAAGCAUUGGCACGUGACUACAGGGGUCAGCUUCUGUACUUUCCUUCCUGGAAAUCGCCGACGCUGAUAUCAAAAAGUCCUGAAUCAGUCACGAUAUUCGUUCUAUCCCCGCCCCCACGUCCUACCGUCGAGCUUCUGUUGGGCUCUCCCGCGCUCUCUUUCACAAUAAUCAUGGCUUCUCGGUGUAUCACUAGAAGCUGUUCACAGGUUGCGACUCCGACUCCCUUCUCCGCCGCUCGAGCUUUCCUCCAACUCGCCCCUCAACGAUACAUCCGCACCAGCUCUCCGGUCUUAGACUUCCUCCUUCCAAGUGCUCCAUACCACACCCGAAGCAGAGCUGCCCAUGUUCGCCUGUCAUCGCAGAAGGAAAUUACAACAAGGAGGGCUUUCACAUCGUCGUCUAAACGGCAAGCGACAACAGCUAUUUUCAACCCCCGAGAUGACGAUGAUGGCAAUCCCAUGCAAAUCGAGAUUACCCCUCGGGCGUCGAAUCGUCUGAAAGAAAUCAUGUCCAAAGACUCAAACCCGAAUCUAGCUCUCAGGAUAUCUGUCGAAAGUGGCGGUUGUCAUGGCUUUCAAUACCUCAUGUCUCUCACCACACUCCCACCUUUCAACUCCAGUUCUCUACAGGAAGAGUCAUCGCCAGCAUCGAAUACAUCUUCAAGCAACUCCGAAGCGAUGCCCCCCUCGUCGCCAACAGAUCCAGAAGGGAAGAAGGAGAAGUUGGAUGAGGACGACACGGUGUUUGCAGCAGAUGAUGGGUCUGGGCCCAAGGUUGUCAUGGAUGGACCGAGUUUGGAGGUGCUGAAGGGUAGUAAGGUUGAUUAUACGAUGGAGUUGAUUGGGAGCCAGUUCAAGAUUGUGGAUAAUCCGUUGGCUACAAGUAGCUGUGGAUGUGGAACCAGCUUUGAUAUCAAGGCCUAA
Molecule: messenger RNA, 1103 nt
Organism: Cadophora gregata
Lineage: Eukaryota; Fungi; Ascomycota; Leotiomycetes; Helotiales; Ploettnerulaceae
Gene: ISA2
Product: [4Fe-4S] proteins maturation
Exons: 2
Coding region: 351-1103 (250 amino acids)
Biological process (GO): iron-sulfur cluster assembly
Cellular component (GO): mitochondrion
Molecular function (GO): 4 iron, 4 sulfur cluster binding; iron ion binding; 2 iron, 2 sulfur cluster binding
Source: RefSeq, a predicted model, not a curated record